Odobenus rosmarus divergens (Pacific walrus) is the source of this 2703-nucleotide messenger RNA. RefSeq names its product dual specificity phosphatase 10 (gene DUSP10). Gene Ontology annotation, cellular component: cytosol; cytoplasm. The record is from RefSeq and is a predicted model, not a curated record. The transcript has 4 exons. Bases 238 to 1686 code for a protein of 482 amino acids. Gene Ontology annotation, molecular function: MAP kinase tyrosine/serine/threonine phosphatase activity; protein tyrosine/threonine phosphatase activity. Gene Ontology annotation, biological process: protein dephosphorylation; negative regulation of JUN kinase activity. Lineage: Eukaryota; Metazoa; Chordata; Mammalia; Carnivora; Odobenidae.
AUUCCUAUUGGCCCAACGUGCCGUCGGUCGGCAGCCGGCCCGCCCCCUCAGAACCUUACAUUUACAGUGUAGCAAAAGAGAAAGUAACUAUGUUGCUGCUGGAGAUCAAUGAAGCCGAGUGAAUGGGGGCUGAAUGGGCGAAUCCUUAGCUGAAGCGGAGCGCCAGAUGGUGGAGGGCUACACUUAUUUAUGAAACUGUCUUGAGUUCUUCUUCAAUUGCCAGUUUUCAGCCUCCUCAUGCCUCCAUCUCCUUUAGACGACAGGGUAGUAGUGGCACUGUCUAGGCCCGUCCGACCUCAGGAUCUCAACCUUUGUUUAGACUCUAGCUACCUUGGCUCUGCCGCCCCAGGCAGUAACAGCCACCCUCCUGUCAUUGCCACCACCGUCGUAUCCCUCAAGGCUGCGAAUCUGACGUAUAUGCCCUCAUCCAGCGGCUCUGCCCGCUCCCUGAAUUGUGGAUGCAGCAGCACUAGUUGCUGCACUGUGGCAACCUACGACAAGGACAAUCAGGCCCAAACCCAAGCCAUUGCCGCUGGCACCGCCACCACCGCCAUCGGAACCUCUACUGCCUGCCCUGCCAACCAGAUGGUCAACAACAAUGAGAAUGCAGGCCCUUUAAGUCCAUCAGGUGGGGUGGGCAGCCCUGUGUCAGGGACCCCCAAGCAGCUAGCCAGCAUCAAAAUAAUCUACCCCAAUGACUUGGCGAAGAAGAUGACCAAAUGCAGCAAGAGUCACCUGCCGAGCCAGGGCCCUGUCAUCAUCGACUGCAGGCCCUUCAUGGAGUACAACAAGAGUCACAUCCAAGGAGCUGUCCACAUUAACUGUGCCGAUAAGAUCAGCCGGCGGAGACUGCAGCAGGGCAAGAUCACUGUCUUAGACUUGAUUUCCUGUAGGGAAGGCAAGGACUCUUUCAAGAGGAUCUUUUCCAAAGAAAUUAUAGUUUAUGAUGAGAAUACCAAUGAGCCGAGCCGAGUGAUGCCCUCCCAGCCACUUCACAUAGUCCUCGAGUCCCUGAAGAGAGAAGGCAAAGAACCUCUGGUGUUGAAAGGUGGACUUAGCAGUUUUAAGCAGAACCAUGAAAACCUCUGUGACAACUCCCUCCAGCUCCAAGAAUGCCGAGAGGUGGGGGGCGGCGCAUCUGCAGCCUCGAGCAUGCUACCUCAGUCCAUCCCCACCACCCCUGACAUCGAGAAUGCAGAGCUGACGCCCAUCUUGCCCUUCCUGUUCCUUGGCAAUGAGCAGGAUGCUCAGGACCUGGACACGAUGCAGCGGCUGAACAUCGGCUACGUCAUCAAUGUCACCACUCACCUGCCCCUCUACCACUAUGAGAAAGGCCUGUUCAACUACAAGAGGCUGCCGGCUACUGACAGUAACAAGCAGAACCUGCGGCAAUACUUUGAAGAGGCAUUUGAGUUCAUCGAGGAAGCUCACCAGUGUGGGAAAGGGCUUCUCAUCCAUUGCCAGGCGGGGGUGUCCCGUUCUGCCACCAUCGUCAUUGCGUACUUGAUGAAGCACACUCGGAUGACCAUGACUGAUGCUUAUAAAUUUGUCAAAGGCAAACGACCAAUUAUUUCCCCAAACCUUAACUUCAUGGGGCAAUUACUGGAGUUUGAGGAAGACCUGAACAACGGUGUGACACCGCGAAUCCUUACACCAAAGCUGAUGGGUGUGGAAACGGUCGUCUGACAAAAGUCUGGAUAGAAAGGAUUACUCGUCUCCAUUAAGAGACGAAGAGAAAGAAGGAUGGAUUCUUUCUUUUUUCCUUUUUCUUUCUUUCUUCUUCCUUUUUUUUUUUAGAUGGGGUAAAGUUUGUGAAUGGAAACAAAACUUGUUUAAAAACUUUAUUUUUCACAAGUGUGAGAAGAAUUUAUCUUUUGAUGCCAUUGAGAUUUCCUUCCCACGAACUGAUAAAGCAGGGAGGCUAAAGGAGUAAUUUUUUUAAGCCAACAAUAAAAAUAUAAUAAAACUUGUUUCUUCCCCUUUUCCUUUUAAGCUAUUUGUAGAGUUUAUGAUUAAAUAGUCUGUGCAGGUUCAUAGACCGAAGAUACUACAACUUACACAAAUUAAAAAGAACCAAAAGUAAGAGACAGAAAAGACAUUGAAUCACGAAGGCCCGAGAGCUGCCUGGGCCGUCCACACAGGAAACAAAAACCCAACCAAACCAAGCCCUGUUGUACUCACUGGUGCAAAGAGAAAAUCAGGGCAGCUUAAGUGGUCUAAGAACCCUUCACAUUCUUUAAAGAGACAAAAGAUACUGUUGAUUUUGUGUGUUUCAUACUCGGGAUUAUUUUCCCCCCUCUCUGGGUUUAAGAGAUUUUUUUUGAAAUAGCGAGGAACUGACCAUUAUACCAUAUGCCUUCACUGGCUUCUUGUGCAAUAAUACGGUGUUUUGAGUGUGCAAACAAGUUAGAGCUGGCAGCCGAAUAAUAGACAAAUAGUGCAAAUUUGCCAGCUUGGAGAUCGAAAGGAAUUCAAUAAAAAUCAAUUACUUUCCUUCCCACCUUUUUCCUUUAAUUUUUUUUUUUUUAUUUGAUUCUGGUUACAGUGCCAUAAACCUUGUUACAUAUGUAUAUCAGACUGUAAAAAAAAAAAAAAAGACAAAAAUUUAUUUAAAAAUAUUUUUCGCAAAAAAAAAAACAACUUGAUGUGUUUCUGUUGAUUGUGUUAAAAUUUAUUUUCAUUAUAUAAAUGAAACUCAUUUGG